AUUCAAGUCAUCUGGACACAUUGCCAGCGUAUAAAAGUAAAUGUUAGAAAUAUUCAAAAUUCAGUUAAAUUAAAUUGUUGGCAAGUGCAGAUUAUAUGAAAGUUACUUUAUAAAAAUGAAGCUACAAAACAAAGCAUUUCCAGCAUUAAUCGCUUCAGUUUUCAUGCUCAGUUGUCUAAGUUCCGUUAUUCAAGCACGUAUUUACAACAAAUGUGCGUUGGCACGUCGUCUCUAUCGCAUGGGUUUGCCUUUUCAUGAGCUGGACGAUUGGAUGUGUUUGAUCGAGGGUGAGAGCUCCUUCAAUACGAAAGCCAUAAAUCCAUCGAAUGUGGAUGGCUCCGUCGAUUGGGGUCUGUUUCAAAUCAACGAUCGCUACUGGUGCAAGCCGGCCGAUGGACGUCCAUCCACUGAUUCAUGUCGCAUGCCUUGUCGUCUCCUAUUGAGCGAUGAUAUACGGUUUUCGGUCGCCUGUGCAAAGUAUAUACGACGCAUACAGGGCUUCAGCGCUUGGGUCGCAUGGAAUAAUCGCUGUCAAGGCUAUAAGCCGAGUGUGAAGCAUUGUUUUGUGCAUAGUGGACCGUACUUGAAAUGAAGUUGUACGCGAUUGUGAAUAUUUGAAUUUAAUGUUGUUUCAUGUUGUAAUGAAAAAUGAUGUGAAUAAAUAUAAGAUGAACCUUCAGACUUUCAUUACAUCUUUUGCUGGUAUUAUCUCAUACAGCUGACUUAGGAAUAAUAUCAUAUUUUGUAUAAUGUAUCCUAUAGUGUUGAUGAACAUGCGUGGAAUUUGCUACGUUAUAAUUAUUGUUGCUGUGGGAGUGGCAGAAAAGAUCUCUUGAGUAAUUUAGAGGAAUGCUGUCGAGUUGGCAGUCCUUGACCGGCUAAAAAUCCCGGUCCAUUUCGUUUACGUA
Molecule: messenger RNA, 908 nt
Organism: Bactrocera dorsalis (oriental fruit fly)
Lineage: Eukaryota; Metazoa; Arthropoda; Insecta; Diptera; Tephritidae
Product: lysozyme P
Exons: 1
Coding region: 116-592 (158 amino acids)
Molecular function (GO): lysozyme activity
Source: RefSeq, a predicted model, not a curated record